CAGUAUUGCAAUAACAACGACCCGGAAUCGGCUGAAAGACACAGAAGAAGACCAACAUGGCGUCUCUCAGCACUGCUGAGUGGAGAGCAAUUUGCGACAAAUUUACCAACGCCCAAAACCUGACUGAUAUAGAAUCACGGAAUGACCCAGAAAAUGACCCGUUCCGCUCCAAAUACAAGGCCAGGGAGCUCCUCAGAGAAAUAUACUGCUCUCUGAAGAGCUUGGAGCCCGGCGAUAGUGAGGAGGACAGCGGCGGAGAGAGCGGCGAUCAACGGCCGACAGAGCCACCGGUGGACGGGCAGAUUGAGGAUGUGUUCGGUCAGGGCUUCAGCGGCGACUCGCCAGCCGGGAUGAGGGCCGCUAAACUCGGGGCUGUGGAGUACUAUCUCGGCGUCAACCACGUCGACACAGAGGAGCUGUCAGCCGGGCAGGAGCAUCUGAUGAACUGCAUGAAGCUGCUGGAGAGAUGCAGGGUGUCGUCCGAGAAUGUGUCACUGUUCAUUCAUGUCAGGAACCAGCUGGGCAUCCUCUGGGCAGGCCGGGAUGAGACGGAGACGGCUCAGGGAUUUCUUGAAACAGCAGAGUCCAUCUACCAACGUUACAUGAAGGAGGAUGGAAGUCCUCCCACUGAUAUGACGGAGUACUUUACAACUGAGGAGAAGCUGCUGACACAUCAGGAAAGGACAAAGAGGUUUGAGUUGGCUUACACCCAUACCAUGUAUUAUCUUGCUCAAGUCUAUAAAAACCUUGGUGAAACUGAGCGUGCUGCGACCUACUGCCACAAUACCCUGCAGAGACAGUUACAGUUAAAUCAGUUCAGUCCAAUGGAGUGGGCUCUGAACGCUGCCACACUAUCACAGUAUUACAUCACUAAGGGCAGAUACAUGGAAGGUAGACAUUGCCUUUCAGCAGCUACUGUCGUAUCAGGUUUGGCAGGAGAGGUUCCCUCUGAGGCUGCAGCACAGGAAAGUGAGACAGAGAGUGAGCGCAGGGAGCAGCUCAGGCAGAAGAGAGCAGAGAUUGCGAGAUGCUGGAUCAAAUACUGCCUCAACCUCUUGCAGGAUGCUAAGAAGCUGCUAGAGGACAACAUUGGAGAGCUGGAUACUGAUCGUCAAGAGGAGCUGAAGAGAGCGAGAAGACGUGAGGAGGAGGAGGAAGAAGAGGGCAGGAAGAGCGCUCUGCUGUUUGGCUCUGAAGACACCUUUGACUCCAUUGCUAGCCUGGAAGAGAAGGUGAGCUGUUUGUUCCCACUGGACUUCACUGAGGCCAAAGGUGUGUUUCUGGUGGGACAGAAUUAUGUCAUACAGGCCAAGGAGUACUUUGAGAUGGACGGCUAUGUGACGGACCACAUAGAGAUCUUGCAGGAUCACAGUGCUCUUUUCCGAAGCCUGGCUUUCUUUGAAGAGAGUCUGGAGCAGCGCUGCAAAAUGCACAAACGAAGAAUUGACAUGUUGGAGCCAAUCUGUAAAGACUUGAAUGCCCAAUACUACCUGCUGAUUCGCAGACAGUUGAUGUUUGAGUUGGCUGAGACCUUCAAUGAAAUGAUGAACCUGAAACUAACACUGGCCAACAGACAAGCGGACACACAGUCUCUCGAUAAUCACACCAUUAAGAAAUUUAACACACUCUGCUCUUCCUCUGCCAAAUAUUUCCAGAUGUUCUUAGACUCCCUCUGCUCUCCAGAGGGGAAGUUUCCAGAGCACCUAGAGGAGGAGGUGCUCAGACCAGCUCUGGUGGCCCGCUUCAGAGUGGCUCGACUCUACAGCCAGCUGAUCUCGCCCCUCCCCACUGUUCAGCUGGACAACCUCAACAAGUCCCUGGAAAACUACAAAUAUGUGGUGGAGUACUGUGAGACCCACCCCGAGGCAGUAGCCACAGUGGAGACGGAGCUGGAGCUGAGUAAGGAGAUGGCCGGCCUGCUGCCUCUCAAGAUCAACCGCCUCAAAGCAAGAAUGGCUGCAAACAAUUAAAGGACAUCACUGUUCAGUGUUCACUGACUUGCUUACUGGUUGACUAACAGCUUGUGAUGAAGCGGUUUCUUCAUAUUCAUGCUGAAAAAUAUUUGAAACUUCGAGUCCUCAAGCUCAGUUUACUUUGACGUGCAGUCAUUUAUAGAGCUCACAGCAGAGCCUCAAAACUAGAUCUGAGGCACUGCAGCACCUCUAAAAAACUGUAAUUCUUCUGUUCAGUUAUGCUUCAUUAGAUGGGAUGCUGUAAUAUGUUAAAUAAUUAAUCAAGAAAAAAAGCUAAAUGUAAGAUAUUUUUGGUGAUGCAAAAUAUGAAUGUACCUUAAUAGGCCCAAUGUCACUGUGGGCUCAUGUCUUUUAACUUCAUGGUUGUUAUUUACAUUUUAUAUGAGUUACAGUGUGAUGUGAUAUUCAUUAAAUGAACCUUCCUUAAUAUAAUUAUUACUUGGCAUGAGAUGGAAAAACUCCCAUAUCUUGCUAGUGUACGUUGCCAUGUUUGUCAGUAAUUCUUCUGACUUGACUUGUGUUUUAACACUGAGGUACAUGAAUGAGUAAGUGACCAAACCAUAAACUGAAUGAAGCUCCUUCUGAAGCUGCAGUGACAUCUGAAGCAUCAGUAACGUGGUUUUCUUUGUCUACUGAAACAGUGAGAUUCACAGAAGUGAAGCACGCUUCGAUAUCAUCCACCCAUCUCUGCUAAUAGUAUUAAAUCCAUGCAUGAGUUAAGUUUACCACCUCAUAGUCAAUGGACACUCCCAGCAAUUAGAGAAACUGGAAGGCAGAUUCACAGACUUUCUGUCUUAUUGUUAUGGGUGUUGGCCUGUGGCCUUGUUUUGUGCAGUGGGCAUGCUGCGUCGACAAGAGCUUUUAACACAUUACACACUGUACAUACUGUGUGUGCUCUCUCCUGUGUUGCAUUAUUAAGCGUGAUUAGUGUAAUUUAAAUUCAGAUAGAACAUCAAAUUUCCUCCCUUCAAAAUGAAUAUGAAAAUGUCUAUCCGGUUCACACUUCUUGUCUAUUUUUAAUCAUAUUGGUUGUCAUUUAAUGUGUCUUGUUUUCUGUAAAACACUUCAGCGCAGUAAUAAUCUGUUACUUAAGCUGCUUUAUGUUUCUGAUGAUAAAAUAAAUGUUAACACCUACUUUGACCAGAGCGAAUGUGCCCACGGUAUGAAUAGGCAGCCAGAUGUGCACAUCCCAUCCCAGUGACUUAGUGGACAUUAUUCGAUGUCAUAAUCUGCAUGAUGCCAGUUAAAUGUGUGUAUUUUUUCCCUGUCUCAGAGGGAUCACAAUGUCAUCUUGUUUUAUGUACUGUAGAUAUUGUAUGUAAUGCUAAAAAAAAAAAGAAAAAACACCACUGAAGUAAUAUACACUUACAUCACACUACCAA
Scatophagus argus is the source of this 3355-nucleotide messenger RNA. RefSeq names its product kinesin family binding protein. Gene Ontology annotation, molecular function: protein binding. NCBI's taxonomy places the organism in Eukaryota, Metazoa, Chordata, Actinopteri, Scatophagidae. The record is from RefSeq and is a predicted model, not a curated record. The transcript has 13 exons. Bases 57 to 1970 code for a protein of 637 amino acids.